This is a messenger RNA of Mercenaria mercenaria, 2875 nucleotides long. RefSeq names its product dolichyl-diphosphooligosaccharide--protein glycosyltransferase subunit 1-like. The record is from RefSeq and is a predicted model, not a curated record. The coding region runs from base 100 to 1920 and encodes 606 amino acids. The transcript is spliced from 10 exons. NCBI's taxonomy places the organism in Eukaryota, Metazoa, Mollusca, Bivalvia, Venerida, Veneridae. Gene Ontology annotation, cellular component: oligosaccharyltransferase complex; membrane.
ACAUAACUUCCGGAUUUGACAACAACUUCCGGAAGAUACCGGCGAAAUAUCUGGAAGUAGCUCAAUUUAUCCGCUCGAAUCGUUCAUUUACAUGUAAUCAUGUUAAAAAGAAAUCAGUUAACAUUCCUUAUUUGUGCUUUGUUGGUUGUUUGCAAUAAUGCAUUUGCAAGGCAAGAUACAAUUAACAACGAUUUAACAAUAACUGAAGUUGACAGAAAAAUUGACAUCUCGACCCAUCUUGUAAAGAUAACCUCAGCUGUCACCGUUGAAAAUGGAGGAAAGUCAUCCACAGGGUACUUCUUAGUGCCAAUUGAUACUUCGCUACAGAAUUUCCUGUCGUAUGCAGGAGCAUCAAUCAAAGGAGAUGGAGAUGAUAAAGCUUCACCACUUACAGUUACACAGACAACAGUAUCAGGGCAUAGUGACAAACAGUUUUGGAGGGUGAACUUCCCAUCGGCUUUGGAAACAGGAAAGUCUAUCACUGUCAAGGUGGACUCUGUCUAUGCACAUGCUCUGACUCCAUUCCCUCGUCAGGUGACACAAGCAGAGAAACAGUAUGUUGUGUUCAGUGGAAAUCUGUAUUUGUUCUCACCAUACAAGGUCAAAUCACAGACAACAACAGUUACAACAGCUUCAAGCACAAUAGAGUCCUACACAAAAACUAAACCAGUCUCCCAGAGUGAGAGUACCAUCACUUACGGACCAUAUGAAAAUAAGGCCCCAUUUUCUGAGGCUGAAUUGAGAGUGCAUUCCGAAAACAACGCACCAUUCCUGACAAUCACAAGUAUGGAGCGUGUAAUAGAGGUAUCUCACUGGGGAAACAUUGCUGUAGAGGAACAUAUUGAGAUCAGGCAUACUGGGGCAGAACUGAAGGGACCAUUCUCAAGAUAUGACUACCAGAGACAGGCUGAGGGUGCAUCUGUGAAAUCAUUUAAGACAAUCUUGCCAGCUGCCGCUAGGGAUGUUUACUAUCGUGAUGAAAUUGGUAACAUUUCUACAAGUGCCAUGAGGGAAAUGGAGGAUAUGGUGGAAGUUGAGCUGCGUCCGAGGUUUCCGCUGUUUGGUGGAUGGAAGACUAAAUACACUAUCGGAUACAAUGUACCGAGUUAUCAGUAUCUUUUCAACAGUGGUGAUAAUUAUGCCUUGAAGAUGAGAUUUGUUGACCAUAUAUUUGAUGAUGUUGUCAUUGACCAAAUCACCUUCAAAAUUAUCUUGCCAGAAGGAGCUUCGAAAAUGGAUUUGAAGACACCAUUUAGUGUUAAGAAGGGACAGAGUGAAGUACAUUAUACCUACCUGGACACCGUUGGUCGCCCAGUGAUUGUGGCCUACAAAAACAACCUUGUUGAGGAGCACAUCCAGGAUUUUGAGCUUCACUACAACUUCCAGAAGUUACGUCUGCUGCAAGAGCCAUUGUUGGUUGUUGGGGCAUUCUAUCUGCUAUUCUUGCUGGUUAUCAUAUAUGUCAGGAUGGACUUCUCUAUCACCAAGGACGAAGCCAAGGAAAGUAAGAUGCGUGUUGCCAGUCUUGUUGAGGAGGUACAGAGUGCCCAGGACAAGCGCAGCGCCCUCUACCAGAGCUACGACGAUGCCAUUGACAAGUUUAAAGCUGGCAAGGACCACAGUAACUUCACGUCUCAACGGAAGAAAAUAGACGGCGAUUAUAAACAGCUAACUAGUCAGAUACAGAAUCUACAGGCGCAGCUAAAAACUGAAGGGUCAGACCUAAGUGAAAAGGUUGCUGAACUGAACCGCUUGGACCACCAGUACAAGGACCAGAUCAAUCUACAGAUCACAUACGCUGAGAAACUUGUCAACGGCAAGUUCAGUAAACAGCAAUACCUUGACAAUGAGAAGUCCAUUACAGACAAGCGUGAUGAACUGUAUCGUAAAAUGGAUGAACUUUCAUCUAGUCUACAAUAACAUAGGAAUGAAAUGCAACAUUCAUUGUGAUUAUUUUAAAUAUGGUAUGCUUAAAAUGUACUGAAUAGCGAACAGUGCAGACAAUGAUCAGCCUGCGCGGAUGUGCAGGCUAAUCUUGGUCUGAACUGGUUGCAAAGGCAAUAACACUUGCCGCAAGCAGGCUAAAGGUUAAUUAGAUAUCAUUGAUUGUACCUCUGUCGUAAAAGCAAGCAGUACUUUGUUGAAAGAAUGUUUCAGAAUGAUAAAUAUAUUGGAUUUAACAGGGAUUGUGCAAAUGUUUUUUUUUAACUGAAAAGAAAAUACUCUGAAAGUAAAGUUAUAUAGAAAAUAAAUGAACAAUUUAACCUGUUCCAAAAUAUACAAUAUUUAAGACUUUAUUUCAGGUACUCUUAAAGACCAAAGAAUAUUUUUCUUCUAUUUAAAGCUUUAAUGAUGGAAAUAUGAAUGCUUUGUGUUUGCAUAUACUAUUUCUGUGAUCUGAUAGAAUAGUUCCGUAAUAAGUUUUACCAUUAUGAAUGUUGCAUUUUGUUUCCUAUAGAUAUUUAGAAUAUUUCAAUUUUAUAAGCCAAAUAUUGUGCAGAUGUUCCACUGUUGAUGUUAAUGUUGUUGUGUAGAUUACAAGCAACUCUUUGCUGUUUAUUCUUCAAUUAUUUUUCUUCAAGAAACUGCAGUUCUAGCAAGUAUGAGAAUUUAGAGUCGUUAAGAAUUUCUGGAGAUUGUGAAUUUAUUGAACCCGACAUGAAUGUCUCUCAGUUCCAUGUAUUAAGAGAAAUAACUCGAGGAUUUCAAGGAUUAGACUGCAGAUUUAUGUUUAUAUAUAAUAACUAUGACAAAAAACCGUGUUUAAAUGUUCUCCAGGAAGGGUUUCAGGUUUUUCUAAGUCUUGCUUUGCAUGUUGUAAGUAGAAGUAUGUUUGUGUAUUAACAGUGGAUUCAAAUAAAGACAUUAAAAAUUA